GAGGGAAAAAGGGCAGAGACUUCGUCUUCGAUAAAAACCCUUUAUCGAAUAGCCAACCUUCCAUGCACGCGCUGAAAGAGGGAGACCAUUCGCACGUGCUCAACCAGACUUGGGAUUUUGGUAAGGUCAAAAUCGUGCACGUGUCACCCAAAACCCGCUGCAAGGGUCCAGGUGUAGCGCUCUUUUUCUCUCCGUUUAUAUUCUCCCCUAUCCUUCUCCCUCUCUAUUUUUGAGCCCUUCACAAAUAACCCGAGUAAGCUCCCUUCCGGAUCCGGUUAGCCCGAUUUCAAAACACGUCCUAAAUCGUGAUCUUUGAUCAAUCACCUGCGGGAUUUUGAUGCAGUGAUAGCGUUUUGAUUUAGCUAUGGAGACUGAGAAUGCGGUGAAUUACACGUAUAUGGGGAGGAGCUUUAAUGAUUUAAGUAUCAAUGAUAAUUCUUCAGCUUUCAGUGAUUGUAACAGCGACAGAUCCGGGGAGUUUCCAACGGCGUCGUCCCAGAGUCGGCGGUUGUUACUCGCAUGUGCUAAUUCGGAGAAUUCCGAUGAGUUGAUACGGCAACUCCUAUCGGAUCUCGAGUCCUGUUCGAUUGACGAACAAAAGCAAGCGGCUUUGGAGCUUAGACUUUUGGCUAAGAACAAGCCGGAGAAUCGAAUCAAGAUCGCUAAAGCAGGCGCGAUUAAGCCGUUGAUUUCGCUAAUCUCGUCAUCUGAUCCUUAUCUUCAGGAAAACGGCGUGACGGCGAUUUUGAAUCUCUCGUUGUGCGAUGAGAACAAAGAACUUAUAGCUUCAUCCGGAGCGAUUAAGCCACUCGUUAGAGCUUUGAGAACGGGAACUUCAACGACUAAAGAAAACGCGGCCUGUGCUUUGCUUCGGCUUUCUCAGAUAGAAGAAAACAAGGUCGCCAUCGGACGUUCAGGAGCAAUUCCACUAUUAGUUAAUCUUCUCGAGAACGGAGGAUUUCGCGGGAAAAAGGACGCAUCAACGGCUUUGUAUUCGUUAUGUACGGUUAGAGAUAACAAGAUCAAGGCCGUUGAAGCGGGGAUCAUGAAACCACUGGUGGAAUUAAUGGCUGAUUUCGCGUCCAACAUGGUUGACAAGUCAGCGUUCGUUUUGAGCGUGUUGGUAUCAGUACCGGAAGCCAGAACGGCAUUAGUUGACGAAGGAGGGAUUCCCGUUUUGGUGGAAAUCAUUGAAGUUGGAUCACAAAGGCAAAAGGAAAUCGCCGUCGCGAUCUUAUUACAGAUUUGCGAGGAUAGUCUGGUAUACCGUACUAUGGUGGCCCGCGAAGGAGCGAUUCCUCCCUUAGUAGCUUUGUCGCAGUCAGGCACCAAUCGCGCCAAACAAAAGGCAGAGACACUGAUAGAGCUUCUACGGCAACCAAGAUCCGGCAACGCCGCUGCCAGGCCCUCAAACGUGUCAGUAUAAAACUGUCCCUACCACAUGGCGAUUGUAAUAAAAAACAUUCCAAAAACAAAAGGAAGAGAGAAACUCAAAUGGAUUUUACAAAAGAAGAAAAAAAUCAAAAAAACACAAAAAAAAGGGAAAUGUAAAUACCUUAUGUAAAAUCGUUCUUGUGAUUAAGUGAUGUGAGACCUUGAGCUGCUUGAUUUUCGGGUUUUGGCUUGCCCUUUUGGCUUAUUUUAUAAAGAAAAAAAAAGAUAUAGUAUAUAUAUAUUGCUUCUUGACAGUUCAACUGCAGCGUAGUGUGUUAUCAUAUAUACUUUGUCUUUGUUCUUUUGUAUCUUCUUUUUUAUGAUGAGUUUAAGAAAUGAUUAAAGUGAAAUAACGAAUGUGAUAUGGAAGUA
Theobroma umbraticum is the source of this 1806-nucleotide messenger RNA. RefSeq names its product ARM repeat superfamily protein. Lineage: Eukaryota; Viridiplantae; Streptophyta; Magnoliopsida; Malvales; Malvaceae. Gene Ontology annotation, molecular function: protein binding. The record is from RefSeq and is a predicted model, not a curated record.